This is a messenger RNA of Ictalurus furcatus (blue catfish), 2462 nucleotides long. It is a transcript of the gene bcl7a, whose product is annotated as BAF chromatin remodeling complex subunit BCL7A. Lineage: Eukaryota; Metazoa; Chordata; Actinopteri; Siluriformes; Ictaluridae. The record is from RefSeq and is a predicted model, not a curated record. Bases 206 to 859 code for a protein of 217 amino acids. The transcript has 6 exons.
AAAAAGAAGAAGAAGAAGAAAGAAAAGAACUGUAGUUUUGUUUUGUUUGAACAUCAGGCGCAUUUCCAGCGUCUCCAGCUUGAAGGGCACGCUACUGCUGUGGUUCGCGCAUGCGCACAAGCCCCCGCCUCGCUUCUGCGCGUUUCGCAUUGUGUCUACAACAGCCGGCGAAGCGGAGAAAAAGAUAUUUUUACCGAGAGCCGUAAUGUCGGGCAGGUCGGUGCGCGCGGAGACCCGGAGCAGGGCCAAAGAUGACAUCAAGCGGGUCAUGGCCGCAAUUGAAAAAGUACGAAAAUGGGAGAAAAAAUGGGUGACGGUUGGCGACACGUCCUUGAGAAUCUACAAAUGGGUGCCUGUGAUGGAACCUAAACCCGAUGAUAAGAACAAAAACAAAAAGAAGGGCAAGGAUGAUAAGUAUGGUUCGGAAGUGACUACACCAGAAAACAGUUCUUCUCCCGGAAUGAUGGACAUGCACGAUGACAACAGUAACCAGAGCUCCAUCGCUGACUCCUCCCCUUUAAAGCAGGAGACCAGUAACAACACUAGUCCCACCCCUGAACCCAUAGCAACGGCUCAGAAUGACAGCGGCGAAGUGAAAAGCGAGCAUUUUCCCAGCAAACAGCCUUCGUCCGGUCCGGACAGCAAGACAGGAGCAAGUCAUUCCUCAUCAGAGUCCACAACAGCUAAAAGGGACGGCAAGUCCCAGGGAGAGCAAAAACACUUCACAGACUCCUCUAAAGCUGCUCAGCUGUCUACAUCAGGCGUACUGAUGGUGGAUUUGUUUCCUCAGCAGGAUAUGGAUGAUGGUGCUCCUCCGAGCAAGAAAGGCAAAUCGGACUCCUCCUCAGAAGCCAACUAACCGUCUUUGCCAACUGUUACACGCUAGUGAUCUCCCUUUCGUCUCCCUGUACGCUUUUUGAGUCUUUUUUUUAAAUUAUUAUUUUUUAAUCCAAACACCAAGUUGUACAUGUAUCUAUUCAUCAAUUUCAAUUCAUUCUCAGACACACAGUUAUCCCCUUACAGUUGCUUUACAUUUCACGAGGGGAGGGGAGGGGAGGGGGUUAAUCACGGCUCGCUCUGUCAUAACAUCACCAUUUCAGUUAGUCCUUGUUCCACACGGCCACUCGAUGUUUCAAAGCAAAUGAUCUAAUCUUUUUUUUUUCUUUUGCUCAGGAGGGUCAACACACUGUUAGCGCUGAAAUCGAUUCUGCUGCUGUAGUUCAAAGAGGUUUUUUUUUUUUUUUUUUUUUUUAAGUCCAUGAAUAGCUAGUAAAAUGGCCGAUUUAAGGUCGUGAGUGAGUGGUACUAGUCACAGAUUAAAGUCUGCUGUGAAGACUGUAGCUCAUAGCAUACGUCCUGCUUGGUUGUGUGCCUUGUGAUAAUGAAAUAAGCUUGUUUAGUUUGUUUGUUUGUUUUUUUUUAUUACUUUUUUUUUUUUUUUAAUUUUUAUUUCAAUGUCUCAUGCAUGUCCCGGAAUUAUCUUUGCAAACUUUUCCCAGGAAAAAAAAAAACCUCCCUUCAUUUCCACUAAAGUGCAGUCAAAAACUGUGACGGUGCAAACCAAGCUUUGAAAUGCAGGUCACCAUUUCAACAGCGCCACAACCUUAGAAAGUGCACGACGACAAUUCUGACCGCGAACCCAUCAGAUCCAUCAAGUGUUCGUCUUUCUCUGGCGAGCGCCCGCCAUCAAGACUCAGCUUGUGUGGCUGUCCGGGGAUGGGGGGAUGGGAUUGGGGGGGUGUAGGGGAAAGAAAGCGAUUUUCAUUAGACGUUAACAGGCCGGUUACGGAUAGACAGCUGUGCAAAUACCUCACACUCAGUCCAGCAGUGCUGGCGUAUAAACACUAAGUAUGACUUUUAGAGAAACAAAAAAAAAAAGAAUAAUAAUCACUCGGAUGUGUCUGCUUGCAAAAUAUGUAUAUAUUUAUACGAUAACAUUUUUGUUAUUACACUUGAUUUUUUUUUCCUUUUUGCCACAAUAUUUCGCCAAAAUAUUGCCUUCUCGUAGUUCAAUCUAUGAACCUUUUAGCGAAAAUGUACUCAUUGGGACCAUUAUUUUUCACUCUGCUUUAGAAAUGUCUUGUACAGAAGUAUGGUUGUGUUUUCAUUUAUUUAUUCCACAGUAGUUUUUGGUUUUAUAAUAAAAAAAAAUUAAAUAAAUUUCCUUUGAAUAACCUUGAUUCUGUCGUUUUGUUCACUAAACCAUCAAACUGCCUUUUAUUCAAACUGAAUUUAAACACUGGGUCGACUCUAUUAAAAACGAUCAGGCAGUCUACUACACGCAGCAUAUCACAGACAUUAUAAGUCGGAUAAGUUUCCAUUGAAGGUCCUUUGAUAGAAAUAUUAAAAGUUGUGCCGUGGUCUUUGUACAUCUCUAAAAUGACAAUCUGUUGUGUUAUUUUUUCCAGAUCAGAAUUCCCAUGUGUUUAUACUGUGUUAUUGUUGGACGCGAAGGGGAUGUG